AUGGUGGUGACUGUCAGCAUGGACAGGAAUGCUGCAGCAGCCGACAGUGGCAAUGGCAACGCGGCGGCGCGGCGGUUAGGGCAACGCGGCGGCGAGGGCAAUGCAACGGGUUCAAUUGAAGCCAUCAGACAUGCUCUUCAAGUGCUCCCACAGGAUAAUGUUACUCUGAAAUUCCUCCUCCAAGCACCAGGUGGUGUGAGUACCAGUGACAUUGAUCUGGCUGUUACCACUAAGGCCAUUAUAUUUGGUUUCAAUGUGAAAGCACCGGGUUCAGUUAAGAGCUAUGCAGAGAAAAAGAAUGUUGAAAUUCGUCUUUGUAGGGUCAUCUAUGAUUUUAUUGAUGACAUGCGAAAUGCAAUGGAAGGACUUUUAGAGCCUGUCGAGGAACGAGUUCCUAUAGGGUCAGCAGAUGUUCGAGCUACAUUUAGCAGUGGCAGUGGACGUGUGGCUGGAUGCAUGGUCACCAAAGGGAAAGUGGUGAAAGAUUGUGGUGUUCGGAUUGUUCGACAUGGGGAGACAGUUCACUCAGGAAAUAUUGAUUCUUUGAGACGAGUGAAAGAGGAAGUGAAGGAGGUGGGUUCUGGACUAGAAUGUGGUAUUGGUGUGAGUGGCUUCAAUGAAUGGGAGGUUGGAGAUGUCAUUGAGGCUUUUAAUACUGUCAAGAAGCAACGAACACUUGAAGAGGCAUCAGCUUCGGUGACAGCUGCAUUAAUUGGUGCAGGUUUUGGGUUAUGAAACAGGCUAGCUGGUGCAGAACAUCUGCGGAGCAAGUAAUUUUUCAUGGCAGAUCUGAGUGGCAUCUGGCUCAAAGGUCAUAAUCUAUCCGCAGCUUCAAACAUACCUUUCACGGCUAUGCUUGCAUAGCAUUUGCCACUCCUUUAUUUUGGGAAAUCUGGCUCUGCAGCAGCCAAUAUUGUAUGCUAAUGCACAUAAAGAAUUUCAGCUGUCAGCUUUUCCUUCUAUUUUUGAGAGAAGGGGCAUUUGUUUAACCUUUUGAUGAUUUGAUCACAAUUACCAGUAAGACACAACGGUAAUGAAAUCAUUGUCAAAAUUUUAUCAUUAACCAUUGUCAAUUUUUUUCCAGACAUUUUCUUCGAUACAUCAGUUAUGUCCAUCCUGUGAUGGUUAUCAGCUGGAUCAUCGAAUUGUAUUGAAUGAACAAAUUAUACCAUUCUACUUAGCGUGGCAUGAUUUGAUGCUAAUUUCUGUUGAACAAGAUGGAUGGAGUUUCUUUUGCAGCCUUGCUGCUUGUAAAAACUUUUACUGCUAGUUUUAUACCACAUUUAUAAAUUCUUUUAUUUUUAUACUUCAAUAAUAUUUUUAUUUGUAGUGCUUGUUAUGAUCUAUACAUGUCCUUUUUUUCCUUCUUGCCUCAUGCCUUCAAGAUUACCUAUCAUAGCUGUGCAGCUGAGCGAACAUGUUUCUUCUGUGUCCCAG
Molecule: messenger RNA, 1437 nt
Organism: Phoenix dactylifera (date palm)
Lineage: Eukaryota; Viridiplantae; Streptophyta; Magnoliopsida; Arecales; Arecaceae
Source: RefSeq, a predicted model, not a curated record